This is a messenger RNA of Dentiscutata erythropus, 870 nucleotides long. The record is from the annotation of a GenBank genome assembly. NCBI's taxonomy places the organism in Eukaryota, Fungi, Glomeromycota, Glomeromycetes, Diversisporales, Gigasporaceae.
AUGGGAAUAGCUAGUUCUAAAUCACCUCGACCCAGGAAAGAUAGAAGUUUUUCAGUACCUGAUAUUAAAAAAGAUCAAAUUAUACAGAAUUGUAUGACAAAGAGAAAAUAUUCUGCUUCUUAUAUACUCCCUUUAGAUGACGAUGAGGUUGAUAGAAUGAUUUUACAACACUAUAUUUUUCGAAAUGUUUGGAAAAAUGAUUUUUCUUCACCUGUUGAAAGUUCGUUAGAAAGUGGGGCAAAAAUGUUAGACAUAGGAUGCGGUCCUGGAGUUCUUGUUCUUGAACUUGCUAGUAAAUAUCCAAAGUCACAUUUUACAGGAUGUGAUAUUGUCGCAAAUUAUCCUCUUCAGAUUAAACCUGAAAAUAGCACAUUCGUGAAGGCUAAUAUGAGAUUUAUGAUGUUUGCAUUAACGACAAAAGAUUGGCCACUUGCCAUUAAGGAAAUGAUUAGAGUUACAAAACCAGGAGGAUGGAUUGAAAUAAUGGAAAGGGAUAUUUUUUGGUACAAUGAAGGUGAAGCUGUAAAAACUUGGAGGCAAAGGGUUGUUGAGGGAUUAAAAGCAGAAAAAGGGAUUGACCUUCUAAUAAGCCCGCAAAUACCUAUUUAUCUUGCUGCAAAUAAAUCAUUAACCAACAUUUCAAGAGACGAGAGGAUCGAACCUUUAGGCUCAUGGGGUGGUGUUUUGGGUAAAGCUUAUGGACAACUGGUAACGUGGGGUGCUAAGAACCUUUCAGAAGCUGUUUCUAAUAUACAAUUCCAAGAAGGGGAUUAUAGUAUAUUAGUUGAUAUUGCGAUGAAAGACUUGGAUAGUAAUAAAGCAUUUGACAAAAGUCAUCGAUUUUGGGCAAUGAAAAAAACACUUGGUUAG